GAGACCAAGUGGACCGGAAUCGCGGAAGACGCAACGGCCGUCUUUUUCCGGUGUUGGUGGCCUCUCUAGGGCGGCUGAGGACAGCAGAGUGGAGUCCUCGAAGACACAACGGAGAUGGAUCCAGUCCUGGGAAAUCGAAUGAGGAGAUCGAGAUGAGGUCUUAUUCUUGCAAAGUGGAGGAGGACGGUGGAGAACUAACUGUCGUUGUGAACGAUGGGAACGAAUUGACGAGUACUAAACGGGGGGGGAAGUGUACUUCGUCGAGACGGGUGGAAGAGAGAAAAGUGGAAAAGUGGAAAAUACAGAAAAUCCGCGGGGAUCCACCGCCGGUCCAGACUUCGCAGUCCGCUUCGCCUGCGCUGCUUGACUCCUCCACUCCUCCACGACCCUCCGCUUCCUUAUGAGCAAUCCUCCUUCCCACUUUCCCUUCAAUCUCUCUCAUCCUCCUCUGUUAUCCUCGCUCUCUCUCUCUCCACGCCUCUCAUCUUCUGCUUUUUCUUCUCCUCCAUCACCUCUCCUUGCACGCACUCCUCCCAACCCACUUCCCCUCGUUCAACCUCCUACCAAACAAACACUCCCUUCGUUCAAUCUACGUGAGACGUGUCUUGCAAUCCGUCUUCACGGCUUAUCUUCUUUCACGAUCAUUGAGAGCGAGUCUCCAAUCAAAAUCUCAAAAUAAACUUUGUCGCCUGGUCUUUUGCCUUUUGCCUCCAUCCGAUCUUGCAGCCGCAAGGUCCGACCAGCCAACGAGAGCAUCGAACGCCUGCAGCCCCUCGCGUCCACAACUCAAACAUCUUAACUACCUCAAGACACUAGUCAAACCACCAACUCCCCUUGGAGAUCUCCUGUACCUCCUUUUUUCAGCCACACACACGCGCUUGCCACUUCGCUGCGUCAUUCGUAGUAUGGCCAGUGUUGCGUGCAUCUGAUCAGCUCUAAUCUCCACGCUUAUCCCCCGCCUUAUCUUGCCUUUCUCUAUUUCAACACGCUCUCUCUCUCUCUCUCUUGCUAGACAACGUUCCACGCGAUUUCAUCCCUUCGGCGUGUUUUGAAAUCGUCCCAGCCCUCGGAAGCUAGUCCAGCAUUGUUUAUUUGGGCUGUCUGGAUCUUUCGAACGCGUUGCCAACUUUCUUCCCGUCUUUAAAAGGUCCCUGGAGAUUCCUCCUUCAGCACAAAAGCCAUUUUACUUUACACGGACCACAAUCCGCUCAAUUACAACAUGUCUGCGCGCCCCGAUUCAGCCAAGGUUGCCCAGAUCCCGGAUGGUUCCUCUUUCACUUGGAUCCUUGACCAUAUUGCCCGCUACCCUGCUACCUACGAAAUUCCCCUUCGCGACAUGUACGCUCUCAAUUGCCAGCCGAGUCGGUCUUUCAUGGCGGGCGGCACUUCACCCGAAACCGCUUUCAGCCCGCGCAACUCGACCUCGACUCAGGCCUCGAACUCUUCACAGGAAAGCGCCGUGGAUGCUGCCGCCGACUUCCGCUCCCAGUUGAUCCACCAGAUCGCUCGGAUGCCCUCGCAGCCUUGCUCGCUCCCGCCCAGCUUUUUGACAUCCUUCCUCCGUCGUUGCUUCCCCAACGACCUGACGCAGGUGGACUUCCCCCAAAGCUUGACUGCUUUAGACUACGCCAAAGACCUGCAGAACCGCUGGAAGAAAGAAAUGUCCCUUGCCCUGCAGCGAUUGAAUAUUGGACGUGACGAAGCCGAGAACCUCAAAAAUUCGGAGCUCGCCAUCAAUUAUCCCGGUGUCGUGUCCUGGCUUGAGUCGCUUAAUGCCAAGGGCCGGAUUCUCGAGGCACUGUACACCCAGAUCUAUGUGGGCCUGCGCCGCUGGAUGAUUAUCAAUGAGAUUCUCCUGGAGCCGCGCAACAAGCAUAACCACAUCGCUCUGCUCAACACCCUCUAUCCUCCCAUCUCGCCCGGGGCCGUGACUCCAACUCCUCAAUUGACCUACCAAAUUCUCAAGAUGCAUCGCGACGCAUUUUUCAAGACUAUUAACAAGGUCAGCCCUCGCGACACAGAUGCUGUACACCAGAUGAUUCACCAGGGCGAAGGUGAAGAAGGCGAGGGUUCUUGGCCCGCCGUCCACAAGACUCUGGAAAAGUUUCUCGAUCUGGUCAACGAGAUGAUUGACGAGUGUGUCUUGGUCAAUGAGCCCAGUCACUUCGAUGAGUCCCACAGCUCCUCCCGUAGCAAGACUCGCAAGGUCGACUCCGGCUGCAGUUUUGGCACCACAGGCUCUACCGGGUCUGAUAUGAGCAUCGCCGAGGGCGUUAUCGACAAGCCCCUCCCACAGUUCCCCAUUCCCACGGACGAGAACGAGGGCAACACUUCGAACAAAGGCUCAGUCUUGGAACGCCUUGCCCGCGAGCUCCGCUCUCUGGGCCCUGCGGCCAAGCUUCGUAGCCUCCGGAAGAUGAAGUCCACCACUGCCCUUGCUCGGCCUGGAAGCCAGCACAGCAGCACCUACAAUUCCUCUCUCUUUGAAGUCUCCGAGGAGAAGCGCGAUCGUCUGAUUCGCGAUGCGUACACUCGCAAGAAUUCUCAAUCUCAAGUGUCGACCACCGCUGACAACCAGUAAAGCAAUUUCUGGUUCUCCCACCCUACUAUUCUUACCGUUGAGCCUGGUCUCAACUUGACACGUUCUAUACAAACUCUUUCGCGUUCCAACUUUCCCUCGGCGUCUCUUACACUGGAGAACAAACAAAAAAGACAUCGCAGGCUGCAUAUAUGGGAACGUUCUGGCUAUCUGUUUCCAUAUUGAUCUUUCUCGGAGCUUUCGGCGCACUCGGACACUACAUGCAUUAUUAUGGGAGUCAAAAGUCUGGCGCUGGUAUCUAUCAACUGUUUUAACGACAUCAUGUGUUUACGAUAUUCAUACUCGACGGACUAGGUUUCAUUUUCAAAUGAAAACAUUGAACAAUAU
Molecule: messenger RNA, 2926 nt
Organism: Penicillium brasilianum
Lineage: Eukaryota; Fungi; Ascomycota; Eurotiomycetes; Eurotiales; Aspergillaceae
Source: the annotation of a GenBank genome assembly